Molecule: messenger RNA, 4199 nt
Organism: Cuscuta europaea
Lineage: Eukaryota; Viridiplantae; Streptophyta; Magnoliopsida; Solanales; Convolvulaceae
Source: the annotation of a GenBank genome assembly
AUUACACUAGAUUCUCGUCCCCCUCGAAGCGGAUAAGAUAAACGACAUAAAACCUGUGAGGCUGUGACCCGUGAAAUUCAAACUUUGAGCCUCUAUGAAACUCCGCUGCUGCGACCUCACCGCCUUCUAUGAUAGUCCAACUCGCCGGCCGCUUCUCUCCCUCCGUCCGCGGAAGUGCUCUGUCUCAUUUUCUAUCUAUUCAUCUCAUUCUCACGGAGUCUCACUCGCAGAGUUGCUCCAGUACGAAACGCUCCGGAUCCUAGAAUGGCCCGCUGUCUGCUCCCAGCUCGCAGCCUUCACUUCCACUCCCAUGGGACUUUCCGCAGCCCGUUCCUCAAGGAUUCCGUUGGGAAGCUCUCCGGAGGAGAGCCUGAGGCUCCUGGCGCAAACCUCUGCUGCCUUCGCUCUUCCUCAGAGGCUGGAUUUUUCCGGAAUCCAUGACGUCACGGACAUCGUCGAUACCGCCGUCUCCGGUCAAAUACUCUCCAUUCAUGAGAUUUGUUCUGUGAAACGAACUCUCUUAGCAGCCCGAUCAUUGCUCAAACAACUGGAGGAGAUGUCUUCACAAAAUGAAUUUCGUGACAGGUACAAGAAGGCGAUUAGGAAUGCGUUUGCUAGUAGAUACGGAUAUAUAAUGGAUUAAUGGAUGUAUGGUUUCGCAUUUUUCCAUCUAGCAGUUCACAAUAGUUUUUUGAAGUAUGCUUUCUGGCGAAUGCAUGGCCUAUCAAUCAGUUCAUCUGGAAGUUCUUUUGGAUGCGCGUGUAAAUGACAAAUUAUGUUCUAGUGAAUGUGCAUCAUGUAAAUAAAAAAAAUUCUCGCCUUCAUAUGAAUUCUUAAAUAUUCACAUAAUCCAGAAACGGACAGAUAAGAAACAGUAGAAUCGUUUCUACUGUUCUACAUGGAGGUCAUAACUCAUAAAAAUCAAAUGCUUGGCCGGCAUGUUCUCUUCAUUGUGAAAUGUUCUUCUUUUCAUUUUGGCAAUUGAAAAUCACAGCCCUCAGUGCUAUGCCUAAUCUUUCAUUGUGAAAUGUUCUUCUUUUCAUUUUGGCAAUUGAAAAUCACAGCCCUCAGUGCUAUGCCUAAUCGCUUAUGAGAAAGACAUAUUCUACUGAAGUACUGAUUGUGUAGUUUUCAAAAAACUUUCAAUAAUUAAUACUCCGUAAUUGAGAUCAAUCUGAUGCCUUAUUUGUUGCUGGGAUGACUAAUAUUCAACAGCUUAACAUUUAUGAUAUGCGAGUAAUUAAUUUGGAAAAUAAUCAGGAAUAUUCCUUUCUAUUUAAUACAUUGCAUACAACUAGGGCUGUGUUCAACAUGGCAUCUUUUAUUUGCUCUUAGAGUAAUAUAUAGAUAACGGUUACCUAAAAACAGUGAGGUAUAUGGAAUUGAAACCCGUCUCAGAAAAGACGAGCUAAACUGAGCAACAAGUUCUUCACAUGCAGUUGAUUGAACUUAGGGAAUACCACCCAACAUUGAUGGGUCUCUAUGGUUUCUGAAGAUAUUGGUUUUGGAUGAAUAAAUGAAUUAUUUCAUAUCAAGUUGAACUUCUACUUUCUAUAAACUGUAUUUUCAAUAGGGCUUUUAGGCUGUUGCAAGAAGUCAUUUGAAUGGGGACUCGAUUAGCUGUUUCAUUGUGUUCCAGUUAUUUGUAUUUUAUCCAAGCAGGUGCUCUCCACUGAUUGGAAUUCUUCAAAAUUGUGAUUUUCUUGUUGAACUAGCUCAAGAUUUAGAAAUCUGUAUCAACUGUGAUCUUUCAGUAAUCCUCGAUCGAGCUAGUGAAGAAUUGAGAAUUGUGAGGUCCAAAAGAAAAAGGAACAUGGAAAAUCUGGAAUCGAUGUUGAAGGAGGUGUCAUCUAGGAUUUUUCAGGCUGGUGGAAUUGACAGAGCGGUAGUAACCAAACGUCGAUCAAGGAUGUGUGUUGGUGUUAGAGCAUCCCACAGAUAUUUGCUCCCAAAUGGUGUGAUCUUAAAUGUUAGCAGUACCGGAUCAACAUACUUUAUGGAACCUGAAGCAGCAGUUGAACUGAAUAACAUGGAAGUUGAGCUUUCAAGUUCUGAGAGGAAAGAGGAACAAGUCGUGUUGAGUUUGCUUACAUCUGAAAUCGCUCUAUCCAAAAUGAAGAUAAAAGUUCUAUUAGAUCGGAUAUUAGAAAUGGAUUUUGCUUUUGCCAGAGCUUCUCAUGCUCAUUGGAUGGAUGGGGUCUGUCCAGCUCUUAGUUCAAAAGGAUAUAAUAAUUUAGCUGUGGAUAUUGAAGGCAUAUAUCAUCCUCUGCUCCUUGAACGCUCCUUGAGAAGAUUGCCUGAUCUUGUAAGAUCUAAAUCCCAAACUUCACCUUAUUCAGAUCUGAGGAAGGAUCCGUUAGAGCUUGUUCAUGUGUUUCCUGCACCAAUUGAUAUCAAAAUUGAAUACGGAAAAAGAGUGGUUGUGAUAUCAGGCCCUAAUACAGGAGGGAAAACUGCUACGAUGAAAACCCUAGGUCUGGCUUCUGUUAUGCUCAAGGCUGGCAUGUUCUUAGCUGCUCAAAAUAAGCCCAGGCUUCCCUGGUUUGAUCUAAUUCUGGCGGAUAUAGGUGAUACUCAGUCUGUAGAACAAAGUCUCUCAACUUUUAGCGGGCAUAUCUCACGGAUUUGCAAGAUCUUGGAAGCUGCUUCUGAAAGUUCUCUCAUUCUCAUUGAUGAAAUCGGCAGUGGUACUGAUCCUUCGGAAGGUGUAGCACUUGCAACAAGCAUACUGCAAUAUCUCAAAGAAAGAGUUAAUUUAGCAGUUGUAACAACCCACUACAGUGAUUUAACACGUUUGAAAGAGAAGGACGACCAGUAUUGUAAUGCAGCAAUGGAUUUUUGCUUGGAUACUCUGCAUCCUGCGUUUAGGAUUCUUUGGGGGAAUAUUGGCGAGUCAAAUGCCUUGACCAUUGCUAAGUCGAUUGGGUUUGAUGAAAGGAUAGUUAGUCAGGCACAAUCGUGGGUAAACAAAUUCAAGCUAGACAAGAAGCAGGAGCAAAAAGGAUUUCUUUUCCAGUCACUAGUGGAAGAAAGAGACAGAUUAGAAACCCAAGCAAAGAAAGCUGCUUUUCUUUAUUCAAAUGCUGUGCAUCUCUUCCAUGAGAUUCGAGAUGAGGCACAGUAUUUAGAGGAACAAGAAGAAGCUCUGAAGGCAAAGGAAACACAAAAAACAAAAACAGAAGUAAGGGCUGUGAAGAUGGAGAUAGAAGCUGUACUGAAGGAUUUUGAGAAGCAACUCAAGACUAUUAGAAUUGAUCAGGUCAAUUCACUCAUUAAGAAAUCAGAGUCUGUGAUUGCAUCCAUAGUUAAAGCUCAUCAGCCUUUCGAAGAACUUGCCAGUAAAAGAGGCCGAGAGUUUUAUACCCCAAGGUUAGGAGAACAAGUGAGUGUCAAGAGUUUAGGGAAUAAAUUGGCUACUGUUAUUGAAGAGCCCGGUGAUGAUGAAACUGUUGUUGUCAAAUAUGGAAAAAUUCGAGCUCGUGUAGAUAGAAGCAAUAUAAGAGCCAUUGUAGCCAAUCCUGCAAUAGGUUCUGUCCGGAGUUCAAGAAAGCAGGGUCAACAAGGGAUGAAGAAUAAUCUGAAGGAGCUAAGAAGCCUGAUUGCAGCCAACUACAAGGAUGAGGAUUCUUAUGGCCCUCUCCUGCAGACAUCGAGAAACACAGUUGACUUGAGAGGGAUGCAUGUGGAAGAAGCUUCUCACCAACUUAGCAUGGCUAUAGACACGAGAGGGCCUAAAUCCAUUCUCUUUGUUAUUCACGGGAUGGGGACAAGUGUCAUUAAGGAUUUGGUGUUGAAGUUGCUGAGAGAUCAUCCACGUGUCGCUAAGCUUGAACAAAGCCCGAUGAAUUACGGUUGUACAGUUGCUUAUCUCAAGUAGAAAAAUUUCUCUGGACUCAGAACAGCCACUAUAAAUAUUAUUUUGGGGACAGGUAAAGGGAAAGGCUUAUUUGUAUAGUUAUGUGAAUAUGAAUGUGGAAUUAGUAUUCAGAAGUUAUUAUUACAUGAAAAGAAAAUCUGCUGAGCGGGGUUUAUCUUGUUUAUUUAGUAAUAACUGUAAUAUGCUAUUUCAAUAUUUUGUACUGCGUUCAUAUCAUACCCGGCAAUCUGCUACAAAGUGAGCUUUCUGCUCAAUUAUGUUGCAUGACAAGGAAGCUGAAUGUACGAUCAUUAUUUAUAAUGGAAAACUGUUCAUUUUAUCA